CCUAGCCAUGCUCCAGACCCCGACUUCGUUCCGCGCACACCCGCUCGCCAUGCGCUUCCCGUCGGUUCGCUUCCUGCCGUCAAGUGCGGCGCCGGCGGUGGUGGCCGCGAACGCGCGCAUCGCCUGGAUGGCGCGCGCGGGGAACAUGGAGGGCGCCCGCGCGACGUUCGAGGCCAUGCCCCUCCGCACCACCGCUUCCUACAACGCCCUCAUCGCCGGCUACUUCCGUAACCACCUCCCGGAGGCCGCCCUCGGCCUCUUCCGCCGCAUGCCCUCCCGCGAUCUCGGCUCCUACAAUGCUCUCAUCUCCGGCUUCUCCCUCCGCCGUCACACCCUCCCUGAUGCGGCGGCCGCGCUCGCCUCCAUCCCCUUACCCCCCUCAGUCGUCUCCUUCACCUCCCUCCUGCGCGGGUACGUGCGCCACGGCUUCCUGGCCGACGCCAUCCGCCUGUUCCACCAGAUGCCCGAGCGCAACCACGUCUCCUACACGGUUAUGCUGGGUGGUUUUAUUGAUGCCGGCCGUCUCGACGAGGCCCGCAAGCUGUUCGACGAAAUGCCUGACAAGGACGUCGUUGCACGAACUGCCAUGCUAUCUGGGUACUGCCAGGCUGGCCGAAUUGCCGAGGCACGCCUGCUGUUUGAUGAUAUGCCGAAGAGGAAUGUUGUGUCAUGGACUGCAAUGAUAUCUGGAUACUCUCAAAACGGGAAGCUUAACCUUGCACGGAAGCUUUUUGAGGUGAUGCCUGAUCGCAGUGAGGUGUCAUGGACUGCUAUGUUAGUCGGGUACAUACAGGCUGGACAUAUCGAGGAUGCCGAGCAGCUGUUUAAUGCAAUGCCAGAGCACCCAGUGGCUGCCUGCAAUGCGAUGAUGGUUGGGUUUGGGCAGCGCGGGAUGGUGGAUGCUGCCAAGGCAGUGUUUGAGAGAAUGCAAGAGAAGGAUGAUGGUACGUGGAGUGCAAUGAUUAAAGCGUAUGAGCAGAAUGAGUUCUUGAUUGAGGCAUUGUCUACUUUCCGUGAUAUGUCAUGGAGAGGUAUCCGUCCAAACUACCCAUCAGUCAUUAGCAUCCUUACUGUGUGUUCGGCACUAGCUAUUCUCAAUUAUGGAAGGGAGGUGCAUGCUGCAAUGCUGAGAUGCUCCUUUGACAUGGACAUUUUUACUGUUUCGGCAUUAAUCACAAUGUACAUCAAAUGUGGAAAUUUGGAUAAAGCUAAUAGGGUCUUCAAUAUGUUUGAGCCCAAAGAUGUCGUGAUGUGGAACUCAAUGAUCACUGGUUAUGCUCAACAUGGGUUGGGGGAGGAAGCACUUGGCAUAUUUAAUGACAUGACGAUUGCAGGAAUGGCACCUGAUGGGAUUACUUAUAUUGGAGUCCUCACUGCUUGUAGCUAUACCGGGAAAGUAAAAGUAGGGAGGGAAAUUUUCAAUUCUAUGUGUAAGAAUUCUGCCAUCCGACCAGGAGCGGAGCAUUACUCUUGUAUGGUUGAUUUGCUUGGUCGAGCUGGACAUGUAGAUGAAGCAUUGGAUUUGAUUAAGAACAUGCCAGUUGAAGCCGAUGCUAUCAUCUGGGGAGCACUGAUGGGUGCCUGUAGGAUGCACAAGAAUGCUGAGAUUGCCGAGCUUGCUGCUAAGAAGCUAUUAGAGCUAGAGCCCGAGAGUGCUGGACCAUAUGUUUUGCUCUCUCACAUUUAUACAUCCACUGGGAGGUGGGAAGAUGCUUCUAAGAUGCGGAAAUUCAUUAGCUCAAGGAAUUUAAACAAGUCUACAGGCUGUAGUUGGAUAGAGUACGACAAGAGGGUGCACCUCUUCACAUCUGGUGAUAUAUUAGCACACCCAGAGCAUGCUAUUAUCCUUAAGAUGUUGGAGAAACUAGAUGGUCUACUGAUGGAAUCUGGUUACUCAGCUGACGGAAGCUUUGUGCUCCAUGAUAUAGACGAAGAGCAAAAACUUCAUAGCUUGCGAUAUCAUAGUGAGAGGCAGGCUGUGGCGUAUGGACUUUUGAAAGUUCCAGAAGGAAUGCCCAUUCGUGUCAUGAAGAACCUUAGAGUGUGUGGUGACUGCCAUGCUGCCAUGAAGUUGAUUGCAAAAAUUACUUCCCGGGAAAUCAUACUCAGAGAUGCUAAUAGGUUCCAUCAUUUCAAAGACGGAUUUUGCUCAUGCAGGGACUAUUGGUGAGGUGAAUGGCAAGGGAACAUAUUCAGAAUCCAUGUGCCAGAGCCAUGAGUUGGUCGCGAGAUCUUAUGGGUUUCACCUCUAGCCUACCCCAACUUGUUUGGGACUAAAGGCUUUGUUGUUGUUGUUGUUGAACAUAUUCAGAAUCCGGGUUUCAUCUGAACAUGAUUUCAUCAUCUACUGUGAGCGAACUGCACAUGGGGAGCUUGUUCCCUUCAGGGAGUCACUGUUUUUCAAGAGCAGCAUGUUAUUUGAAUGGGUACAAACCCCAAAAGACAGCUUAAGACUGGUGAAGCAGUGGAGUUCGUCUAUUGUGAUAGGUUUGAUAGGAAAAAUUAGGACAUUCAUGACACGGCGGAAGACUGAAUAUGCUGUGGUGGCAGUCUGAUCACAAAAUCACUCGUGGAGAUUUUGAGUGUGGAACAGAGCCUUCAGAUUUUUUACUGUUGGCAUAAUCCUGUUGGCGACUAAUCGGCUACUGUGGCUUCUCAGCACUCAGCAGUU
Molecule: messenger RNA, 2671 nt
Organism: Triticum aestivum (bread wheat)
Lineage: Eukaryota; Viridiplantae; Streptophyta; Magnoliopsida; Poales; Poaceae
Product: pentatricopeptide repeat-containing protein At1g56690, mitochondrial
Exons: 4
Coding region: 8-2170 (720 amino acids)
Biological process (GO): RNA modification
Molecular function (GO): zinc ion binding; RNA binding; protein binding
Source: RefSeq, a predicted model, not a curated record